CACGCCGGGGAGGGGCGGGGUCGCCGAAGGCGCGAGCGUCGAGAGCGUGGGCUCGCCCCUGAGCCCCGGCCUUGGAGAGCUCUCUCCCGGCCUCUCUGCUCCGAGCCGCCUCCGCUGCCGGAGGCCGCCCAUCGCCGGCCGCGCUCCAGUCCGCCCGCCGGCCGCCGAGCCGCGCCUGCGCAGCGUCCCCGGCCCGAGUGGGCCGCGCCGGCGGCCAUGGCGCACCGCUGCCUGCUGCUGUGGGGCCGGGGCGGCUGCCGGCCCCGCGGCCUGCCCCGGCUGCUCGUGCCUGGCGGCGGCGUGGGCCCCGCCGAGCGGUCCUGUCUCCAGACGCUUUACCGAUAUGCUACAACUCAAGCAACAAGCGGCAGAAAUUCUCUUUUGACAGAUGUAAUUGCUGCUUAUCAAAGAUUCUGUUCUCGACCUCCAAAAGGAUUUGAAAAAUACUUUCCUAAUGGAAAAAAUGGAAAAAAAGCUAGUGAACCUAAAGAAGUUAUGGGAGAAAAAAAAGGAACAGAAUCGAAGCCAGCUGCUGCCCCGCGCCCUUCUGGAGGAGGAGUUGGUGGUGGUGGAAAACGAGGUGGCAAGAAAGAUGAUUCUCACUGGUGGUCCAGGUUUCAGAAGGGUGACUUUCCGUGGGAUGACAAGGAAUUCAGGAUGUACUUUCUCUGGACUGCUCUGUUUUGGGGUGGAGUCAUGUUUUACUUCCUGUUCAAGAGCUCUGGGAGAGAAAUCACCUGGAAGGACUUUGUCAAUAACUAUCUUUCCAAAGGAGUAGUAGACAGACUGGAAGUCGUCAACAAGCGUUUUGUUCGAGUGACUUUUACACCAGGAAAAACUCCCGUUGAUGGGCAAUACGUCUGGUUUAAUAUUGGCAGUGUGGACACCUUUGAGCGGAAUCUGGAAACUUUACAGCAGGAAUUGGGCAUAGAAGGGGAGAAUCGGGUACCUGUUGUCUACAUUGCUGAAAGUGAUGGUUCGUUUCUCCUGAGCAUGCUGCCCACGGUGCUCAUCAUCGCUUUCUUGCUAUAUACCAUACGAAGAGGGCCUGCUGGUAUUGGUCGAUCAGGCCGGGGGAUGGGUGGACUCUUCAGUGUUGGAGAAACCACUGCCAAAGUCUUAAAGGAUGAGAUCGACGUGAAGUUCAAAGAUGUGGCUGGCUGCGAGGAGGCCAAACUAGAGAUAAUGGAGUUUGUGAAUUUCUUGAAAAACCCGAAGCAGUAUCAAGACCUAGGAGCAAAAAUACCAAAGGGUGCCAUUCUCACUGGUCCUCCAGGUACCGGGAAGACGCUGCUAGCUAAGGCCACAGCUGGGGAAGCGAACGUUCCUUUCAUCACCGUUAGUGGAUCCGAGUUCUUGGAGAUGUUUGUGGGUGUGGGUCCAGCUAGAGUCCGAGACUUAUUUGCCCUUGCUCGGAAGAACGCCCCUUGCAUUCUCUUCAUUGAUGAAAUAGAUGCUGUGGGAAGGAAGAGAGGAAGAGGCAACUUCGGGGGGCAGAGUGAGCAGGAGAAUACACUCAAUCAGCUGCUUGUGGAAAUGGAUGGUUUCAACACCACAACAAAUGUAGUCAUUUUGGCAGGCACCAAUCGGCCGGAUAUCCUAGACCCCGCACUCUUGAGGCCAGGGCGCUUCGAUAGGCAGAUCUUUAUUGGACCACCGGACAUAAAAGGAAGAGCCUCUAUUUUCAAAGUUCACCUCAGACCACUAAAACUGGACAGUGCACUGGAAAAGGAGAAAUUGGCAAGAAAACUUGCAUCCUUAACUCCAGGGUUUUCAGGAGCUGAUGUUGCUAAUGUCUGUAAUGAAGCUGCAUUGAUUGCUGCGAGACACCUUUCAGAUUCUAUAAAUCAGAAACAUUUUGAACAAGCAAUUGAACGAGUGAUUGGUGGCUUAGAGAAAAAGACCCAAGUUCUGCAGCCAGAGGAGAAGAAGACCGUGGCGUACCAUGAGGCAGGCCAUGCGGUUGCUGGCUGGUACCUGGAACAUGCAGACCCACUCUUAAAGGUCUCCAUCAUCCCUCGGGGCAAAGGACUGGGUUAUGCUCAGUAUUUACCCAAAGAACAAUACCUGUACACCAGAGAGCAGCUCUUGGACAGGAUGUGCAUGACUCUGGGGGGCCGGGUAGCCGAAGAAAUCUUCUUUGGAAGAAUUACAACUGGUGCUCAAGAUGACUUGAGGAAAGUAACUCAGAGUGCCUAUGCCCAAAUUGUUCAGUUUGGCAUGAAUGAAAAGGUUGGGCAAAUCUCCUUUGACCUCCCACGUCAGGGGGACAUGGUAUUGGAGAAACCUUACAGUGAAGCCACUGCAAGACUGAUAGAUGAUGAAGUGCGAAUACUUAUUAAUGAUGCUUAUAAAAGAACAGUAGCUCUUCUCACAGAAAAGAAAGCUGAUGUGGAGAAGGUUGCUCUUCUAUUAUUAGAAAAAGAAGUAUUAGAUAAGAAUGACAUGGUUGAACUUUUGGGCCCCAGACCAUUUGCGGAAAAAUCCACCUAUGAGGAAUUUGUGGAAGGCACUGGCAGCUUGGAUGAGGACACCUCGCUCCCAGAGGGCCUUAAGGACUGGAACAAAGAGCGGGAAAAGGAGAAGGAGGAGACCCCAGAAGAGAAAAUGGCCAACCAGAUCCGCGGAGGAAGGCCGUUUUAGCUUGUCAUGUAGUGAUUUCAGUUUGCACAUUAUCUCAACUCUAGCUUUCUCAGAAGAAUGAGAACACUGCUGAGUUGAUCUUAACCAGCUGCUGACCCAGUGGAAAUGGUGGAAAGAGGAGUACUUAAUCCUCAGCCUCAGAAGUCGGGGUAGGGGUGGCAGGGUGACUGGCCCCGGGGAGAACAUGUGCCCCCGCCUGGUCGGGCUCUCUGACAGUGACUGGGAGAGUGCGGACUGGCACCCCGUGCCGCUCCCCGUCCAGCAUCAGUGGAGCCAGCUGACGUGUGUCAGGGAUGAUCUGUGAACACUUGCCAGUGUGCAAGAGGUGUAUUGUUCUCUUUCCAUCACCCGCUCUUCAUGCCUCUUUCCCUUCAGAGUUUCCCUCUGCGGAUGAGCUGUGAAAUUAAACUGGAGUCCUGAUAAGAGUAUUUUCAUUUGACUUAAUAUUUUGAAGAUUAAAUCCAGAUCACAUGUUGCUGUUUUAAUGGAAUGGUUUUCUACAGAGAGCUGUAACAUAUUUAAAAAUAUGAAUGUAUUAUGUAAAUAUGGCUUUAAAUCAAAAAUAAAGUAUAAACACUAUA
Messenger RNA from Equus caballus (horse), 3224 nucleotides. RefSeq names its product AFG3 like matrix AAA peptidase subunit 2 (gene AFG3L2). Gene Ontology annotation, biological process: mitochondrial protein processing. The record is from RefSeq and is a predicted model, not a curated record. Gene Ontology annotation, molecular function: zinc ion binding; ATP-dependent peptidase activity; metalloendopeptidase activity. Lineage: Eukaryota; Metazoa; Chordata; Mammalia; Perissodactyla; Equidae. Gene Ontology annotation, cellular component: m-AAA complex; membrane.